CGCGGUGACAUAGCCCACUGGAAGCUCCAAUCAUACCUACAGGCUAUUUGUACUUGAAUAAUGAUUAUUCUGUUAAGCUGCGUGAUAGCAGCCAUCCACAUCUGAGCGCGGACCAUCACGAACCCCCUCAGUGCAGGGGUCUCAAAAGAUGUCUAACCAAGUUUAUGGGCCGUUGGGGCCGAAGUCGAUACGUCUUUUAUCAAUCGUACCGGGCUUCGCAUCCGAGACGAUAAACUGCAGUUUAACUGUUGUCGAUGAUAGGGAUCAAGCACCGGAGUACGAUGCCAUUUCCUAUGUGUGGGGCAGUAAUCUGUCCGACGAACCUAUAACAUGCAAUGGCCAGAGGAUGGUAGUCACCGAAAAUUUAAUCGAAGCGAUGAGAUAUCUCCGCCCGCUUCCAAGCUGGGAUUCAGUUAUUACCUGGCCUGAGAACCAUCCUCUCCAUUCGAGUCACAAUGUGUGGCGCGGGUUCGCUACGAACCGGCAAGAAGAACGGGAGCAUUCGGCUUCUCAGCAGCAGAGGCCAAUCUGGAUUGAUGCGCUAUGUAUCAACCAGUUGGAUAAAGCUGAGAAGGAGAACCAGGUUAAGCUGAUGGAUAGAAUAUAUGCCAACGCUACUACAGUAAAGAUAUGGUUGGGCGGAGCUCGAUCAUUCCAAAUGUAUGGGAGGAUGCCUGUGGUUCUUGCGUUCGUCGCGCAAGCGUUAAGGAAUGUCCGGGCUGGCGAGGAUUAUCCUACGGCGGCAAGAGCCGCUACAGAUGCGACCUACAGAAACAGUGUGCACGGGUUUCCAAUUGCGACAGCUGAGGAAUGGAAGGUUCUCUAUGACUUUUUUGACAAUCCAUGGUUUGAACGAAUCUGGGUCGUCCAAGAGGUUGUCCACGCCAAGCAAGCGAUAGCUAUCCUGGGUGACUGGCAUGUCGAAUUGGCGGCUUUAGGAGAAGCUGCUAGAUGGUUUCAAGCACAUGGCUUUGGUUUACCUUCUAACGUUAAAUAUACUGGAGAUACGAAAGACCUUUUACCGGUUGCUAAGCUUGCGGCAAUGUGGCAAAUGCAUUGCACGCCAGGGAAAAGAAGCCCUUUACUUCAAAUGCUGCGAGAUCUUCGAGGGCGAAAGUCGACGUUGAAGGUUGACAAGGUAUACGCGGCGUACAGUCUGGCGGAAGAGACCGCGGAAACAGAAAAGCUCAACCCAUUGAUCGAGCCAACAUACGACCAUGAACUAGUUAACGAAGUCUAUCAGAACAUGGUACGUUUCCUUGUUAUAAACCAUGGAAAUCUCGCGGCACUGUCUCAUGCCGGUGGGAUCCAAGGAGUGAAAACGCUGGAUCAGCUUCCAUCGUGGGUACCGGAUUGGAGCCAGGGAAAAGAAUCCGUUGAGUUGAUCGAUGGUAGCCAAGACGAUACUCCUUAUAACGCGGACGGCGGCGAGAAUUUAGUAAUAGGGGACUCGAUAGACCCUAGAUGCUUUUCCGUGAAGGGUAUCAGGAUUCCCACUAGGGUGAUACGAGCUUAUGGAGAUAGACUUAUAAGUUACGGAUUUCGGCAUACAACGUACAAGGAAGAACGCGAUUUCGUCAAGUCGGCGUGGAGUCUUAUCGCACAUUUGGCCAACAAGGGAAAUAGCAUAAGAGGUGAACGGUUAGAAAUGUACCAGCCAGAAAACAUUCCACGCACCUUUGUCUCUACCCUUACCGCAGGUCUUACCAACAUCAGAAAGCCAGUAGAUGAGGAUCCCGGAUUCCUUGACGAUGCGGCGAACUGGAUGUCCAAGCAGUUUGGCGGUCGAAUACCAGUUUCGGGAAUCAGUAAAAAACCAAAAUGGCAGACCGCUCUUUGGAACUCGUCAAAUUCUGGUCGAUUUCAUGAAACCUUCACGCGAGUUUGUUUGCAUAGGCGAUUCUUUAUAACGACAGAAAAUUUGAUGGGAAUAGGGCCCGAGACGAUGGAAAAAGACGAUAUUAUAGUCAUCUUAUUCGGUGGUAAAGUCCCUUAUGUAGUGCGUGAGCUGGGUGAGAACGAAUAUUCGUUCAUUGGGGAAUGUUACGUACCGGGAUUGAUGUUCGGAGAAGCAGUGAAGCAAUGGAGGGAGAGUGGACGCAAGGCGAAUUUCUUCAAUCUUGUGUAAGAAAUACCGAGACCCAGUUUGUCGGUAUUGUGAUAUCCCCCGCUCUUCGUAUUCGUUCAAGCGUGCUAUUCGGAACACCAUGGAUUGGC
Messenger RNA from Hypoxylon trugodes, 2217 nucleotides. RefSeq names its product heterokaryon incompatibility protein-domain-containing protein. The transcript has 3 exons. Lineage: Eukaryota; Fungi; Ascomycota; Sordariomycetes; Xylariales; Hypoxylaceae. The record is from RefSeq and is a predicted model, not a curated record. Bases 149 to 2128 code for a protein of 659 amino acids.